Messenger RNA from Populus euphratica (Euphrates poplar), 1915 nucleotides. It is a transcript of the gene ATNUG2, whose product is annotated as GTP-binding family protein. The record is from RefSeq and is a predicted model, not a curated record. NCBI's taxonomy places the organism in Eukaryota, Viridiplantae, Streptophyta, Magnoliopsida, Malpighiales, Salicaceae. The transcript has 12 exons. Gene Ontology annotation, molecular function: GTP binding. Gene Ontology annotation, cellular component: nucleolus. Bases 67 to 1728 code for a protein of 553 amino acids.
UUCUUAACUCGUUUGGAAAACCCUAGCUAUCUCGUCUGCAAUCCGCUAGCUCCGCCAACCUCACAAAUGGCAAAGAAGAAAGAGAAGAAAUCAAACAUCUCCGGCAAGCCGAAACACUCACUAGACACAAAUCGCAGCAAUGGAACUGUCAAAAACACCAAUUCCCGCAGCGCCGCCACCGUGCGCCGCCUCCAGAUGUACAACGUCAGGCCCAAACGUGACAGCAAAGGAAAAAUCUUAAAGCAUGAUUUUCAAUCUAAUGAACUUCCCAACACUCGCAUCCAACCCGACCGCCGUUGGUUCGGGAAUACACGAGUUGUGAAUCAGAAAGAGCUUGAAUUUUUUCGCGAGGAGUUACAAAGUCGGAUGUCUAGUAGUUAUAAUGUUAUUUUGAAGGAGAGGAAGCUGCCUUUGUCGCUUUUGAAUGAUCACCAGAAGCAAGCCAGAGUUCAUCUUCUUGAUACACAGCCUUUUGAAGAUGCCUUUGGCCCUAAGACAAAGAGGAAACGCCCAAGGCUUUUGGCAGCAGAUUAUGAGUCUUUAGUUAAGAAAGCUGAUGGUUCUCAGGAUGAUUUUGAGCAGAAGUAUGGUGAUGAGGCAAAUGGAGAAGGAACAGAAGCAGAUGGGUUUAGGGAUCUGGUCCGUCAUAAUAUGUUUGAGAAGGGCCAAAGUAAGCGUAUAUGGGGUGAACUAUACAAAGUCAUAGAUUCUUCAGAUGUCGUUGUUCAGGUUUUAGAUGCUAGGGACCCCCAAGGCACAAGAUGUUAUCAUUUAGAGAGGCAUCUGAAAGAACAUUGCAAACACAAACACAUGAUUCUUCUGUUAAACAAGUGUGAUCUUAUUCCUGCUUGGGCAACAAAGGGAUGGCUUCGUGUUUUAUCCAAGGAAUAUCCAACUCUAGCAUUCCAUGCAAGCAUCAACAAGUCAUUUGGCAAGGGUUCUCUUCUGUCAGUAUUGAGACAGUUUGCCCGCUUAAAAAGUGACAAGCAAGCAAUAUCAGUGGGUUUUGUUGGCUACCCCAAUGUUGGAAAAUCAUCAGUUAUCAACACAUUGCGUACCAAGAAUGUUUGCAAGGUUGCUCCUAUCCCAGGGGAAACCAAGGUCUGGCAGUAUAUAACACUCACAAAGAGGAUUUUCUUGAUUGACUGCCCUGGGGUUGUUUACCAGAACCAAGACUCAGAAACAGAUAUUGUAUUGAAGGGCGUGGUACGUGUCACAAACUUGCAUGAUGCUGCUGAACACAUAGGAGAGGUUCUGAAACGUGUUAAGAAGGAGCACCUACAAAGAGCAUAUAAGAUCAAAGCGUGGGAUGAUGAUAAUGACUUUCUGCUUCAGCUCUGCAAAUCAACAGGCAAACUUUUGAAGGGUGGUGAACCUGACCAUAUGACUGCAGCAAAGAUGGUUCUUCAUGACUGGCAGAGGGGUAAGAUACCUUUUUUUGUUCCCCCACCGCGCCUAGAAGACGAGUCCAAGGAGGAGCCUAAUGUCAAUGGUAUUGACACAGAGGAUGCGGGGGAUAGUAAUCAGGCAUCUGCAGCUUUGAAAGCUAUUGCAAAUGUCAUGUCAUCCCAGCAACAAAAAACUGUCCCUGUUCAAAGGGAUCUUUUUAGUGAGAAUGAGUUAAAGGGCAAUGAUGAUGAACAGGCUGUAGCAACUGAGGAUGAGAUCCCUGAUGAGCCUUCAGGGACAGAAGGUGAUGUGGCUGACGAACUUCCAACCACAGAAUAGACGACUAAGAUUUUGCAAGAAACUGUGUGCCAGUAUACGUCGUCGUUUAUCUUCUUUUUCGCCCCCCUGCUGUGUAAUAGCACUGUUAGGUAACGAGGGCUGGUCUGAGCCCGAGUUCCACUUCUAGUACACCUGUUCUGCAAGGGAGCGAAGGUGGAGUCAAAACCUUCUGCUGUUGAGCUCUUCA